AGUUUCAUUUUGAGUUUGGUGAUUGUGAUUUUCUAUCAAGUUUCUGUUCAUGUUUUAUUUUGUUUUCCCUUAAUUUUUUCCUCAAGCUUUUUGGUGUAAAUGUAGUUCUCAACGUUAUAAUGACAAUGGAAAGGAGAAUAAAACUAAAAACAUUAAACAGUCAUAUAACUUGUAAGAUUUGCCGCGGAUAUUUCAUUGACGCGACCACAGUCACCGAGUGCCUACAUACGUUUUGUAAAAGUUGUUUAGUAAAGCAUUUAGAAGAAAACAAUACAUGUCCAACAUGCAACAUAGUGAUACAUCAGUCACAUCCCCUUCAAUACAUCAGCUUCGACCGAACCAUGCAAGAUAUUGUUUACAAACUGGUCCCUGAUUUACAAGACAAUGAAAUAAAAAGAGAAAGAGAUUUCUACCGAGCAAGAGGUCUGCCAUGUCCAAAGGAUGCAGCUCUAGCCGCUGAUAAACCGGGAGCUGGUGAUGAACCAGAACAGCCAGAUAAUACUGAUUGCCAUCGGAAAGAUGAACAGGUGAAUGUAUGCCUGGAGUGUAUAUCGACAUCAUUGAGAACGCUUAAGAGAAGCUUCAUAAGGUGUUCGGCACAGGCGACCAUAACGCAUCUCAAGAAAUUUGUAGCUAAGAAAGUUUUAAACGGAAUGGAGAAAUAUAGAGAAAUUGACAUACUAUGCAACGACGAAUUAUUAGGCAAGGAUCACACAUUGAAGUUUGUUUACGUAACACGAUGGAGAUUCAGGGAUCCACCGCUGAGAUUACAGUAUAGACCUAAGAUUGAUUUGUAAAUAAACUUUUUGUACUAAAAAUUUGAUAUCACCGAAAACAUUUAUGGAAUCACGAUCGUGACAAUGUUUGUAAGGAAUAUUGUCAUGCAAUACAUACAUGUUUUAUGUGAAAAUAAUUAUUUUACUAAGUGAUUUUUCAUAAAUACUUAUUAAUGUAUUAUAUUGUCAUUUCAAAAUAUUCUGCUCGUUCAUUUGACAUUGACAUAUUCUGUUACAAAAAAAAAAAAAGAUUUAUUCAGCUUGUGAAAAGAUCUGAAUUUUCCAGACUGUCAAUAAUACUACAUAGAAUUUUACCUUAAUUAGGAAAAUAUAGUUUCAUUUUUAGUUGUUGUAUUUUAAUAGAAUUUUAUUUAUAACUAAUAAUUGGAUAUUUUUUUUUUUUUUAAUUCAGUGGCAGAUUUCAGUUUGAAUUAAAUUGUUGUCUUGUUUUAGUUAUUUUUUCUUUGUUUCCAUUAACAGUGUAUAUUGCUCAUAGGUUUAUUUUUAUUAUUAAUAGUUAGGUACGUAUAGACAAUUUAUUUUAAUGAGUAUAUGUGAAAUAUAUAUUUUACCAAUUUU
Molecule: messenger RNA, 1355 nt
Organism: Danaus plexippus (monarch butterfly)
Lineage: Eukaryota; Metazoa; Arthropoda; Insecta; Lepidoptera; Nymphalidae
Gene: l(3)73Ah
Product: polycomb group RING finger protein 3
Exons: 5
Coding region: 120-797 (225 amino acids)
Biological process (GO): regulation of transcription by RNA polymerase II
Cellular component (GO): PRC1 complex
Source: RefSeq, a predicted model, not a curated record